Molecule: messenger RNA, 2729 nt
Organism: Paramecium sonneborni
Lineage: Eukaryota; Ciliophora; Oligohymenophorea; Peniculida; Parameciidae
Source: the annotation of a GenBank genome assembly
AUGAAAAAUUAGAAUAAAUUAGAAAUUCUUUCGAUAUACCCAAAUGAUAGUGAUUCUGAAGAGAUAUAUCCCCUAUAUGAGAUAGUAUAAACAAGAAUUUUUGAUACCGAAGACUUUUUAUAAUAAACAUUGUACACUAUAAUCCGACAAUGCUAUGGGUAUAGAAAUUUAACUAGGAUGUGGCCUAAAUUAUAAUAAUUACAGAUAACUAAAAGUAAGUAUGAAAACUAUUAUCAAAAAAUAAUCAAUAAUCGAAUUUCAAGAUUUCCUUAAUUGAAUUUGUAAGGUAUUCAAUAGAUAGAAGGGAAACGAUAUAAGUUAGUAUUAUAUUCUGAAUUAAUGUUCAAAUUGCAUCCCUAAAAAAUGGUGUGUUGUAUUUGUGAAAAAGAAAUAUUGCUAAGUAUUGUAGAAGAACAUUCACAAUUAUGUCUGAAAAAGCAUAUGCUUAAUAAGGAUAUUUAUGCAUUAUAGGAUAAGAUUUAAGAGCUUUCAGAGGAAAUUAACAAUAAGGAGAUUGAACUUAUAACUAAAAUAAAUUUGUAUACAAAAUAAAGGAUGUCUGAGAAAAACUUAAGUCAUUAAAAUAGUCCAGUAAUGAAUAGAAGUAAAUAACAACAAAUAACACUUUCAAAAUUUGCUCAAUAAAGUGAUCAAAGAUAAAGAGGAUUAUAAAGAGCAAAAACAAUAAAUAUUUCUGAAGACAAUAGUAUAAGUGAAUUUCCAACAUUUCAUUAGAGAAAACCAGGAAGGAAUUUCACUCGUUUAGAAUCAUCUAUGAGUAUGAGUCCAGAUAGUCAAAAAUAAAUAAAAUGUGCAAUAUCCUUACUGAAAGUCACUUAAUAAUAUUGUUAAAAAAUAUUAAAAUAAGAUAAUUCAUUUGGUUUAGAUAUUGAUGCAAAAUUUCAAUCAUUAAUAAAAUUGGGGUUGCCUGAAAUAAAUCAUUUAAAUGACGUAAGUGAUUUAAUGAAGAAAUCUUUAAGUUUAAUAACUUAAAGAUUAGAGUUAAAUAAGUAGGUGAAUAAAAUAGAUGUAGCAUAAAUAUAAUUAUAAUGUGGUUCGAUAGAAAAAUUAAAAAAAAUAUUUUAAAAAGGAUUAUCUAAUUCAUAUAAAUAGGCAGGAACUUCAUUAAAUAGCAGAAGUAAGAAAGGAGGAAAUCAACAUGUUGGAGGAAAAGUUAGGAUUAUGGAUUUAGUUAAACCUAACAAAUCUAAAUUUAAUCAGAGAUAGUUUAAAGAAGAUCAAGAGGAAUGUUAAUAUUAAAAUUAGUAAACUCCAAUUUAAGAAUAAAAGAUAGAUUCUUUAGAGUUUAUUACAUUUUCUCCAUCAGAAGAGAAUGCAAAUUAGAAUCCAAAUAAAUAAUAAUAAUUAAAUAUUCAUAUUUAUUCUUAAUAAGAAGAUGAUGAUAGUGAUGAUGUCUAAUAAAAUCUCUUUAUUAGAGGCUAUUAUUCUGAUUCAGGCAUAACUUUAAGAAUACCUUAAUAUACUUAAAAGAUGUAAUUUAUUUUAUAAUAUCAUUAAUUCUAGAAUGACAGUAGGAUUAAAAGAUUUUGAAUUUUAAGAAGUUUUAGGAGUGGGAGCAUAUGGAGCAGUUUGGAAGGUUAGAAAAUUAAAAACAAAUGAUGUUUAUGCAAUGAAAGUGAUAGAUACUUAAUAAUAAUCAAGUUAAAACUUUUUUGAAACUUUAAAAGCUGAAAGUACAAUAUUUUCAGUUUUAGAGGGAGAUUUUGUAGCUAAAGCUUAUUAUUCAUUUAGUCAUUCAGAUUGUUUAUUUUAUGUACUAGAAUAUGUAAAAGGAGGAGAUUUUGAUAGAAUUUUAAGAAAAUAUGGAGCUUUAGAUGAACCUAUAGCUAAAUUUUAUAUAGGAGAAUUAUUAUUAGCAAUUGAGGCUUUACACAAAAAGCAAAUAAUUCAUAGGGAUUUAAAACCAUAAAAUAUUUUAGUUGAUGGAAAAGGACAUUUAAAAUUAACAGAUUUUGGAUUAUCAGAGAUUGGAAUGAAACUAUAUAUGAAAUAAUCAGAACCAAGCUAAGCAAUAAAAUUAUAAUAAUAAUUAGAUAAUAAUAUAAAAGAUUUAGUAAGUAGUGAACCAAAAUCUCCAAGAUUUGAUCAUUGUAUUUCAAUUAAAGCAAGCAAUCAUAAUAAACAUAGAGUUGUAGGUACUCCAGAUUAUAUUGCUCCAGAAGUUAUUAAAGGAGAAUCUAUAAAUAAUGAAUCUAUUGAUUAAUGGAGUUUAGGAGUAAUCACUUACGAAUUUUUGGUUGGAAUCCCUCCUUUUAAUGAUGAUACUCCUGAAAAAAUAUUUGAAAAUAUAUUACAAAGAAAUAUUACUUGGCCAGAAAUUGGAGAUGGUGAAAAUUAAUUGAGUCUAACUGCUAAGGAUUUUAUAGAGAGAUUAUUGGAUCCUAAUUACAAAACUAGAAUGACUGUUGAAGAAGCUAAACAACAUUCUUUUUUUAAUGGUUGUAAACUCAUUUCUUAAUUUAGAUAUUAAUUUCGAUACUCUUCGUAAAUAAUCAGCUCCAAUCAUUCCUGAUAAUGCACCUGAUGAUUAACCUUUAUUAUUAAUUAAAAAAUAAAGAGAAAAAGAAAAGUUAACUAAAUUACUUCGUGAUACUUCUAGUGAAAAUUCCACUAUUUCAAAAUUAGGUGUUGACAACUUAUUAAGACUUGAUUUACUUGUAGAAAUGAACUAAUAAAAGGCACAUUUAUUAAGAAAAAAAUAUCAUUGA